Molecule: messenger RNA, 613 nt
Organism: Anneissia japonica
Lineage: Eukaryota; Metazoa; Echinodermata; Crinoidea; Comatulida; Comatulidae
Exons: 2
Coding region: 19-525 (168 amino acids)
Source: RefSeq, a predicted model, not a curated record
GUUAACCUUUUCAUCAGUAUGGGUGAAGUGCAUGGUAGAAUUGAUCUGAAAGUCGCAUCAGAAUUUGUUUGCCGCAUGUACGGACAAAGCAAGACUCAAGAUGUCAAUGAAGCUCGAUACAACAAAUUAAUCAAGAUGAAUGGCAAAGUUGAUCAGGAGAAUCCACUGGCAAACAUUAAACGGAUAGACUGUGCUUUGCUGCCACCAUCUAGUCGGACCCUUGAGAUGAAAAUUCGACGUACACAGUAUAUAACAGUAUUGUGGACACGUGCAGUAACAUCAUCUCCAAGUGACAGUUUGUCACCAACUGACUAUGGAUGGUCUGUGAAUGAAAACCUUUUGAAGCCAAUUUGGUUUGAAGGGCCAGCCAUACCCGACAGUCUAUUUACGAAUCAUAGUAACAACAGAGAUGACACAGAGUUGAGAGAUGAUAGCGAUUAUGAAGAACAAGCAGAAACAGACAGCGAUUCAGAUGGUGAAGCAUGGAGUGAAGACUCUGAAUCAGAAGAGGAAGAUGGGGAUUAACUGUGUAGCAGUUGUGUAAUGGGGAGUGAAGAGGAUGUACAUGAAAAUUAAUAAAGAUUCUGCGCAAUGCAGGAUUUAGCAAUUGACA